Callithrix jacchus (white-tufted-ear marmoset) is the source of this 4081-nucleotide messenger RNA. NCBI's taxonomy places the organism in Eukaryota, Metazoa, Chordata, Mammalia, Primates, Cebidae. The record is from RefSeq and is a predicted model, not a curated record.
GGUCCUUCCCUCCACUUGCGGUCCUUCCUUCCCUCCACUUGCAGUCCUUCCCACAGCCUUCCCACGCUGUGACCUGAUUGUAACAGUUCCCUGGACUCUAUUCUGAAUCCCCAGCACUGAGAGAAGGCCUGGCACUGGGUACGCUGUAGACACGAGUGACUUUGGGGAAGGUAGGGAGAGUGUGGAAAGGACAGGAGCAGAGCAGGAGGAAUGGAGGGGCCGUGGCUCCCAGCUGCCUAGAAAGCGGCUGGGGUUUCCCUCAGGGAGGGAUCGGGGCUCCUCGUGGCUCCAGCCGAGCGCAGGGCGCGGACACCAGGGAAGGGGGCGCAGGGGAACUCCCGUGGGCCUUGCGUUCGCAAACUUCUCCCUUGGGCAGCAGGCGGUGGUGGGAGAGAAGGCGGAAGAGCCAGCUUUUUGGAACUGUGCACGGGACAGAUUGUGCAUGGGAAAGAGCGUUUUGGAACUGUGCCUCCGAGGAGGUGAAGGUCUGGAAAAUUUGAGGGAUAUCAUCACCUUAGGCCAGGUCAUCUACAAACAGUAUGAAGAGAUGAAAUACUGCAAGAAACAGUGCCAGCGCCUGGGCAGCCGUGUCCUAGGCCUGGCCAAGUCUCUGGAGAUGCUCCAGGACCAAGGAAAGAGGAGGGUAACCUCUGAGAAGUUAACCACAGCCAUGAACCGCUUCAAGGCUGCCCUGGAGGCUGACAGGGAGAUAGAAAAGUUCAGCAAUAAAUCCAGCAUUUGGAGGUUUCUAACAGCAAGCCAGGACAAAAUAAUCUUCGAAGACAUCAACAAUAACCUGAAUGAUGUCUGGAAGGAGCUAUUGCUGUUACUUCAGGUUGAGCAAUACCUGUCUGUUUCACACAUAAGCCAAGGAGCGUCCUGGGCACAGGAAGAUCAGCAGGAUGCAGCUGAAGACAGACAAGCCUUCCAGAUGCUGAGAAGGGAUAAUGAAAACAUAGACGCUUUAUUGAGACUAUUGGAAAUCGACAUGAAAGAAAUCAAGGAAACUUUGAGGCAGUAUUUACCACCAAAACGCAUGCAGGAGAUCCCUCAGGAGCAAGUCAAGGAGAUCAAGAAGGAGCAGCUUUCAGGAUCCCCGUGGAUUCUGCUAAGCAAAAAUAAGGUCAGCACACUUUAUAAAGGAGAAUACCGCAGAGCUCGAGUAGCCAUCAAAGUAUUCCACAAACCUCAGGCUGACAGCAUUGGGUAAGUUGUUUUAUGCAGUUCUCUCAUGCAUACCAAUACUUACUCUCUAUAACUCUCCAAAGAGAAAGGUGUGUUGUCUCAAUUUUUAGAUAAGAAAGUGUGGACCCCAAAGGGUUAUAUUACAUGCUCUCCACUAUUCUAUUAAGGAGCAGAGUCUUGACAAAUAUAUCUUUCCACUUCAGUUCUAGAGUCUUCUUUAUUCACAUACAUGUAUUUUUUAAAAACUUCCCUCUUAACCCUGUUUCCCAGUGGCCCAUCCCCUCACCAGACAGUAAUUCUAGUGUGUUUUGUUUGUCUGUGUUCUUGUAAAAUGUAUGCAUCCAUUUUUCAUGUUCACAACUGAUAGAGUUACGUCGUGUAUGUUGCCUCCUUUCCUCACUUUUCUCACUCAACAUCAUGGAACAUGUUCCAUACUUGGAGUCCUUAAUUUCUGUCUGCCAUCCAUGGUGAAGAUCCACAUUUUGCCAAUUUUUUUUUUUUUUUUUUGAGACAAGGCCGCACUCUUUUGUCCAGGCUGGAGUGCACUGGAAUGCAGUGGUGGGAUCAUAGCUCAUUGCAGCCUUGACCUCCUGGGCUCCAGCAAUCCUCACACCUCAGCCUUCCAAGUAGCUGGGACUGCAGGUGUGCACCACCAUACCCAGCCAAUUUUUAAAUUUUUUGUAGAGACAGGGUCCCACUGUGCUGUCCAGACUGGUCUGGAACUCCUCGGCUCAAGCACCUCCUGCCUUAUCUUCCCAAAGAGAUGAAAUAACAGCCGUAAGCCAUAUAUUUUGUCUUUUUUUUUUUUCUGGUGAUGGAAACUGGUCAACUUCCAACUUUUCCCCACCAAAAAAAUGCCAUGCUGGGCUGGGCGCGGUGGCUCAAGCCUGUAAUCCCAGCACUUUGGGAGGCCGAGGCGGGUGGAUCACAAGGUCAAGAGGUCGAGACCAUCUGGUCAACAUGGUGAAAUCCUGUCUCUACUAAGAUAUAAAAAAAUUAGCUGGGCAUGGUGGCGCGUGCCUGUAAUCUCAGCUACUCGGGAGGCUGAGGCAGGAGAAUUGCCUGAACCCAGGAGGCGGAGGUUGCGGUGAGCCAAGAUCGCACCAUUGCACUCCAGCCUAGCUAACAAGAGCGAAACUCCGUCUCAAAAAAAAAAAAAAAAAUGCCAUGCUAAGUAUCCCUUUAGGGACCUGUAUGAGAAGUCUUUGGGAUCUAGUACCAGGAGAGGAAAUGAUGGGCCAUAGGAUAUAUGUAUAUUAAGUGACUAAGUACUACCAAGCACCUCUUCAGAAUAGAGUGUCUAUGGCUACACUUCCAUUAGCAACCUCACCAACCCUUAGUGUUAUCCAGCUUUCUAAUUAUUUUCAUCCUUAUAAAGUGAUCAGUAUCUUGUAGUUAUUUUAACUUGCAUUUCUGUUUUUAACUAAUGAAUUCAAAUCCUUGUGUACAUGCUUUAGCUAUUUGGGUUUUCUCUUCCAUAAAUUGCCUGUUCAUAUCCUCUGCCCAUUUUUCCCUCAUGAUUGCUGCUUUUGUCUUGUCUGUAGAUCUUUGCAUAUUUUGGAAAUCAAGCACUUGUCAGCUUUAGAUAUUGCAAGCUUUUUAUUUGUGCUCUGGAGGUGUGCUUCACCACCUCUAGAUCUUAAAGGCAUUCUAUAUUUUCUUCUCUUAAUUUUAGUUCAUCUUUCAUAUUUAGGUUUUAAUCCUACUGGAAUCCACCUUUGGAAGUGAUAUUAUAUAGGGUCAACUUUUAUUUUUAGCCACAUAGUCAGUUUUCCCUGUACCAUCUAUUAAGUGGUCUGUCUUUUCCCUCUUGAUUUGUGGUACCAUAUUUAUUGUAUAUUAAGUUUUUAUAUAGACAUGGAUCUGACUCUGAUCUCUCUAAUCUGUCCCACUGAUCAAUUUGUCUGCUUUUGUACCAAUAAUACACUGCUACUAUUUUUUUCAUAUGACUUUGCAGUAAGUUUCAAAAUCUGGUAAAGAAUUUCCUCCUCUUGAUUCUUCUUUUUCAGGUUGACUUAGCUAAAUAAAUAUCAAAGAAAGUUUUAUCACACUUCUCAAAAUACGCAUCAAGAUUUUGAUUGAGACUGUAUUUUUAACAGCUUUAUUGAGAUAUAUUUUACAUACCAUAAGAUUUACCUAUUUAAGAUGUACAAUUUAAUGGCUUUAAAUAUAUUUACAGGCCGGGCACAGUGGCUCAUGCCUGUAAUCCCAGCACUUUGGAAGGCUGAGGUGGGCGGAUCACCUGAGGUCAGGAGUUCAAGACCAGCCUGGCCAACAUGGUGAAGGCCCAUCUCUAUUAAAAAAUACAAAAAUUAUCUGGGUGUGAUGGCAGGUGCCUGUAAUCCCAGCUACUUGGGAGGCUGAGGCAGGAGAAUUGCUUGAACUCAGGAGGUAGAAGUUGCAGUGAGCCGAGAUCACGCCAUUCCACUACAGCCUGGGCAACAAGAGCGAGACUCCGUCUCAAAAAACAAACAAACAAACAAACAAACAAACAAACAAAUUCUUUCAACAAUAUUUUAGGCACAAAAUUUUCAGGGUAAGACUUGUAAUUUUUUUGUAAAUUUAUUCCUAAGUAUUUUAUUAUAUUUUUGCUAUUGGAAAUAAAAAUUUUUUAAUUUGAUCUUUUGACUGAUAAUUGCUAGCAGAUAGAAAUACAAUUGAUUUCUGCAGGCUCUGAACCUGCCCCGAUUCUCUGACAGACUUUGGACAAGCCCCCUUUACGCUUUGAGUCUAAGAGUAAAUGAACAGACUGGAUUGAGUUGGUGGUUCCAGUGAUCCUCUUUAAUAAUUUACCUGCCCAUAUUCCUUAAGGCCCACGUUUUGGAAGGAAUUUUGGUUAUAAUAUUUCACUUAAUACACAUCCUUAUCUUUGUUUUAUUUUAUUUUAUUUAUUGUU